Chelmon rostratus (copperband butterflyfish) is the source of this 2085-nucleotide messenger RNA. It is a transcript of the gene gnat1, whose product is annotated as guanine nucleotide binding protein (G protein), alpha transducing activity polypeptide 1. Gene Ontology annotation, molecular function: GTPase activity; G-protein beta/gamma-subunit complex binding; G protein-coupled receptor binding. The coding region runs from base 142 to 1194 and encodes 350 amino acids. The record is from RefSeq and is a predicted model, not a curated record. The transcript has 9 exons. NCBI's taxonomy places the organism in Eukaryota, Metazoa, Chordata, Actinopteri, Chaetodontiformes, Chaetodontidae. Gene Ontology annotation, cellular component: heterotrimeric G-protein complex. Gene Ontology annotation, biological process: adenylate cyclase-modulating G protein-coupled receptor signaling pathway.
UCAAACAUUCUCCAGUGCUCGCUGCAGGCAGUUGACGCAUCAGCUGCACAGUUGACGGCACCGGUCGGAAAGUAGGGCCUACUUCCAUUUUUCCUGACACUUGGCUUUUGGGCAGAGGGGCCCCACACCGGGAAAAGUAGGAUGGGGGCUGGAGCGAGCGCUGAGGAGAAACGCUCCAGAGAGCUGGAGAAGAAGCUGAAGGAGGAUGCCGACAAGGAUGCAAGAACUGUCAAGCUGCUGCUGCUAGGUGCUGGAGAAUCAGGAAAAAGCACUAUCGUCAAACAGAUGAAAAUUAUCCACAAAGAUGGUUACUCGCUUGAAGAAUGCUUGGAGUUCAUCACCAUCAUCUACAGCAACACCCUGCAGUCCAUCAUGGCCAUUGUGAAGGCCAUGAACACACUCAAUAUUGGCUACGGCCACGCUGAUCAGCAGGAUGAUGCCAGGAAACUCAUGCAUCUUGCAGACACCAUUGAGGAAGGCACCAUGCCUAAAGAGCUGUCAGAGAUCAUUCUGCGCCUGUGGAAGGAUUCUGGCAUACAGGCGUGCUUUGACAGGGCCUCAGAGUACCAACUCAACGACUCCGCUGGAUACUACCUGAAUGACUUGGAGCGACUGAUCCAACCAGGGUACGUGCCCACUGAGCAGGAUGUGCUGCGAUCAAGAGUGAAGACCACUGGUAUCAUCGAGACCCAGUUCUCCUUCAAAGAUCUCCAUUUCAGAAUGUUUGAUGUGGGUGGCCAGAGGUCAGAGAGGAAGAAGUGGAUCCACUGUUUCGAAGGUGUGACCUGUAUCAUCUUCAUUGCUGCUUUGAGCGCCUACGACAUGGUGCUGGUGGAGGACGAUGAAGUGAAUCGAAUGCACGAAAGCCUGCACUUGUUUAACAGUAUCUGCAACCACCGCUACUUCGCCGCCACCUCCAUUGUGCUCUUCCUCAACAAGAAAGAUGUGUUCAUUGAGAAGAUCAAGAAAGCUCAUCUCAGCAUGUGCUUUCCUGAAUACGAUGGCCCCAACACUUACGAGGAUGCCGGUAACUACAUCAAAGUGCAGUUCUUGGACCUGAACAUGCGCCGAGACAUCAAAGAAAUCUACUCUCACAUGACCUGUGCCACAGACACAGAGAACGUCAAGUUUGUGUUUGACGCCGUAACCGACAUCAUCAUCAAAGAAAACCUGAAAGAUUGUGGUCUCUUCUAAGAGCCACGCUGAGACAUCCAGUGGAGGCUGAUGUUGUAGCCCUGUCACAUUCCACAAAUCCCUUCUCAAUUCAAGCUGAGGAUGAAUGAAGAUGAGCACCGUCCCCUCAAACAGCCAUUCUCAAACCGGCGAUCCCAAAAAAAUAAAAGUCAUAUUUGUUGUGUUCAAAAAUGAGUUGUAGCUUUGACCAAAGACUUCCGGUCAGCUGAGACCAGAAGCCAGCUCUGAAAAUCCUGUGCAGAUUUCGGAUGACAACCAACUAAACUAACUUUUCUCUCGAGUCUCUUGAACUCAUCUUUGGAGGGCUAUGCAAUCUGUAGUUAAGACAUCAAGAGCUUCUGUCCGCAUGAAGUGAUUUCUUCUCACAUAUGCUAAUGUGAAUAGAUGUCAGGCUUAUGCAUCAUCUCUAUGCUCCAGUAACUGGUAAGUAUACAGCCAAAAAGCAAACGAGAGGACCUCACCACCUGCAGACGCACUUCAACUUUUGUUAGAGAUUAAAAAAAAACUCGUCAGUAGAAAUGGCUUUUCCAUACAGAAAUUCUACAGUUUGAGAUACAAUUCAAACAGGUAAAAAAUAUAUUUUUAAAGGAGAGUGUUAGAAAAUUUAACUUUUUGCAAUAGUUGAAAAGGGCCAGUGUAUAUAAUUAAACUGUUUUCUAUUGGACAGUUCAUGAAGUGUGGUGAUACCAUGUGGAUCUACUGCUACUCUGCUGAAUGGUAGAUGUAAUAUACUUCAACUUAAAAAUCCUGGUCUAAAAGUGAAUCAACAGGCCUUUGAGCUGACUAUCCUGUACAGAAACCAAUAAUUGUAAACUUUGACUAAGUCUAUUAAAGCUUCUGUAGAAAACUGAGUAGUUUUCCAUUUUCCACUAAUAAAAACCAACACAGCAA